AUGGCGCGAAUAUUUGGUGGCUUAAGCUCAUAUCCUACAGAGAUCUCUGACGAUGAGGCUUCCGAUAUCAGCGCGGCAUCUCCUGUGUCCAUAAAAGAAGAAAAGGUCACGAAGCCGAAGGGCAAUGAAACAGCACCAGCACCCCCUCCCGAAGAAGAUAUCGAGAGUAACAAUGCGGAAGCUGAAGAAGACGAAGACGAUGACGAGGUUGGAGAUGACGAAUUCGUCGUUGAGAAGAUCGUGGACCAUCUUAUUGAUGAGGCAUCUGGCGAACUUCUCUUUGAGGUAAAAUGGGAGGGUUACGAAAAGAAGUCGGAUCGGACGUGGGAGCCGGAAGAGAAUCUGGAGACUGCUUCUGAGAUCUUAAAAUCAUACCUCGAAUCCAUUGGCGGCAAGGAGAAGAUUAUGGCCGAUUAUUACGAGAAGAAGGAACAGAACACAGGAAAGGGAGGAAAGAAGCGCGCAAGGGCUAGCACAGACGCAGAAACAAAUGGCUCAGCACCAAAACGCGGACGAAAGAGCAAGAACGGAGUCCAUCCCCGAUCUACUACCCCUCCAGCGAGUUCUUCGGAUUUCAAGCCACCGACGGGUAAUUGGGAAGAGCAAAUUGUUGGAAUUGAUGCCUGCGAAGGUGGCGAGGGUGCAGUAGUUGUCUACUUGACUUGGAAGGGAGGACACAAGACCCAACACCCACUUUCCCAAGUUUACAAGCGCUGCCCGCAACGAAUGCUCAAAUUCUAUGAAAGCCAUUUGUCAGUGCCACUUUCCACCUGCUCAAUCUAUGCCUUGCUAACAAAAAUUUAG
Molecule: messenger RNA, 804 nt
Organism: Lachnellula hyalina
Lineage: Eukaryota; Fungi; Ascomycota; Leotiomycetes; Helotiales; Lachnaceae
Gene: chp2
Product: Chromo domain-containing protein
Exons: 4
Coding region: 1-804 (267 amino acids)
Biological process (GO): chromatin organization; negative regulation of transcription by RNA polymerase II
Cellular component (GO): pericentric heterochromatin; nucleus
Molecular function (GO): chromatin binding
Source: RefSeq, a predicted model, not a curated record